This is a messenger RNA of Pediculus humanus corporis (human body louse), 1335 nucleotides long. RefSeq names its product tubulin beta chain, putative. Gene Ontology annotation, molecular function: GTP binding; structural constituent of cytoskeleton; GTPase activity. The record is from RefSeq and is a predicted model, not a curated record. Gene Ontology annotation, cellular component: cytoplasm; microtubule. Gene Ontology annotation, biological process: mitotic cell cycle; microtubule cytoskeleton organization. The transcript is spliced from 2 exons. NCBI's taxonomy places the organism in Eukaryota, Metazoa, Arthropoda, Insecta, Psocodea, Pediculidae. Bases 1 to 1335 code for a protein of 444 amino acids.
AUGAGGGAGAUAUGCCAUCUUCAAGCCGGACAAUGUGGUAAUAAGAUAGGAGCAAAGUUUUGGGAAGUUAUAUCGGACGAACACGGUAUAGAUCCGACAGGAACAUAUCAUGGAGAUUCGGAUUUGCAAUUGGAAAGGAUAAACGUUUAUUUUAACGAAGCCACCGGUGGUAAAUACGUACCGAGAUGCGUUCUAAUAGAUUUAGAACCCGGUACGAUGGAUGCUGUACGAGCUGGACCAUUCGGACAAAUAUUUAGACCUGAUAAUUUUGUUUUCGGACAAAGUGGUGCUGGAAAUAAUUGGGCUAAAGGACAUUACACCGAUGGUGCCGAAUUGAUGGAUUCGGUUCUUGAUGUUGCAAGAAAAGAAGCAGAAGGUUGCGAUUGUUUGCAGGGUUUUCAAUUAACUCAAUCUCUCGGUGGUGGUACCGGAGCGGGUUUGGGAACUUUAUUGAUAUCGAAAAUUCGAGAAGAAUAUCCGGAUAGAAUUAUGAACACUUAUAGCGUGGUACCAUCACCGAAAGUAUCGGAUACCGUUGUCGAACCAUACAACGCAACACUUUCCGUUCACCAACUCGUUGAAAACACGGAUGAAUCUUUUUGCAUCGAUAACGAAGCUCUCUACGACAUUUGUUUUAGAACAUUGAAACUCACGACACCGACUUACGGUGAUUUAAAUCAUUUGGUAUCCGCAGCAAUGUCCGGAUGUACGACCUGUCUUCGUUUUCCCGGACAGUUGAAUUCAGAUUUGAGAAAACUUGCCGUUAACAUGGUACCAUUUCCCCGUCUGCAUUUUUUCAUACCCGGUUUUGCACCUCUUACGUCUCGUGGUUCACAACAAUACAGAGCAUUAACCGUACCGGAACUGACGCAACAAAUGUUUGAUGCUAAAAACAUGAUGGCUGCUUGCGAUCCUAGACACGGUAGAUAUUUAACCUGCGCUGCAAUUUUCCGAGGAAGAAUGUCGAUGAAAGAAGUCGACGAACAAAUGUUAAACGUACAAAAUAAAAACAGCAGUUAUUUCGUCGAAUGGAUUCCGACAAACGUUAAAACGGCCGUUUGCGACAUACCACCGAGAGGAUUAAAAAUGGCUGCUACAUUUAUCGGUAACACCACUUCGAUACAAGAACUAUUCAAAAGAGUUUCCGAACAAUUUACUGCCAUGUUCAGACGAAAAGCGUUUUUGCACUGGUACACCGGAGAAGGUAUGGACGAAAUGGAAUUCACCGAAGCCGAAAGUAACAUGAACGAUCUCGUAUCGGAAUAUCAACAAUAUCAAGAAGCAACAGCAGACGAAGAGGGUGAAGACGAAGAAGAUGAAGGCGGUGAAGAUUAA